UUGAUUGCUGGGCGGAGGGCUACAUCUCUAAACUGGGGGCGGGGUAAAAUGUUUCUGAAGGAUGGGGGGGGUGAGGGGAUGGAUCAUUAUCUCCCCUCCCAUCUCUCUUCCUUGGUUUCCCUCAACUGAGACCAAAGGGGGCAGCCUUGAUUUUUGUGAAUGAAAUGCUCCUUGCAUCUUUUUGGUCGCCGGUUGCUGGCUUUCUCUGCCUCCAUCUCCUUCUCGGCCUCUCUUUCUGGCCAUUUCUGGUUCUCUCUCUGCUCCCUGCCCAUCUCCUGGUUGCUGGGUGACUCAGUGAGCUUUGCAUCCGGUCUCAUUCAUAAAUCCGGGAAGGGGGGGGGACGCCAGGUUUCUCACCCAGUUAGUGGCCUGGGCGACUAGGGUGCGGAGGAAGUGUUGGGGGCACUGAAGCUGAGUUGAUGGGUCCAGAGAAAAUACAUAUGCGCAGGAAUCCAGCUGUGAGGGGGGACAAUGGGUGGGGCUAUGGGUUUAUGAUGAGAGGGAAGGAGACUGGGGUUGAGGAGGAUGAGCUGUAGGGGGAGGGGAAAGUGGCAAACCCAAGCUAAGGGGGUGGGGAAGGCUAGAAAAGGUAGAUACGAAAAAGGAUGGUGGGCAAGAUGUAACUAAGAAGAAAGAAGCCAUGAUAGAAGAAAGUGGGCAAGGGGUGGGUGUACUGGUGGCUUGAGGAUGAGAUAAAAUACAGAGGUACAUGGUGCGGGUCCGAGCCGUGGUGAUGGCCCGAGAUGACUCCAGUGGGGGCUGGCUGCCUGUGGGGGGCGGGGGCCUCAGCCAGGUGAGCGUAUGUCGGGUCCGAGGGGCCAGGCCCGAGGGGGGGGCCCGCCAGGGGCACUACGUCAUCCACGGGGAGCGGCUUCGAGACCAGAAAACCACCUUGGAGUGUACCCUGAGGCCAGGUUUGGUUUACAACAAAGUGAAUCCUAUCUUCCACCAUUGGAGCCUGGGGGACUGCAAGUUUGGGCUGACGUUUCAGAGUCCUGCAGAAGCAGAUGAGUUCCAGAGGAGCCUGCUGGCUGCGCUGGCUGCACUGAGUCGAGGCUCGCUGACUCCCUCCUCUUCCUCUUCCUCCUCCUCCCCUUCCCAGGACACUGCAGAGACUCCCUGCCCUCUGACGUCCCACGUGGACAGCGACUCCUCCUCCAGUCACAGCCGCCAGGAGACUCCUCCCACAGCUCCCAUUGCCACAGUGGAGUCAGCAGCUGCCUUCCCACCGGCCACGCCCCCACAAAGGCGCCGCUCCUCUGCUCAGAGCUACCCUCCGCUUCUACCGUUCACUGGGAUUCCUGAACCUUCAGAAUCUUUAGCUGGGGCAGGGAGCCAGGGCUGGGGCAGCCGCGGCUAUGAGGACUACCGGCGAUCUGGACCACCGCCUCCACCUCUUGCCCUGUCUACCUGCGUUGUGCGCUUUGCCAAGACUGGUGCAUUGAGGGGUGCAGCCCUGGGUCCUCCAGUGUCACUCCCCGCCCCUCUCACAGAGGCUGCACCCCCAGCACCCCCUGCUCGUCCACCCCCGGGCCCAGGCCCAACCCCUGCUCCAGCCAAAGCCUCCCCAGAGGCUGAGGAGGCUGCGCGCUGUGUGCACUGCCGAGCACUCUUCCGCCGCCGGGCAGAUGGGCGUGGUGGUCGCUGCGCAGAAGCCCCUGACCCAGGUCGCCUGCUAGUGCGCAGGCUCAGCUGCCUGUGGUGUGCGGAGAGCUUGCUGUACCACUGCCUGUCGGAUGCCGAGGGUGACUUCUCAGACCCGUGUGCUUGUGAGCCAGGCCACCCGCGCCCUGCUGCGCGCUGGGCCGCUCUGGCUGCUCUGUCCCUGGCAGUGCCCUGUCUCUGUUGCUAUGCACCCCUGCGCGCCUGUCACUGGGUUGCAGCUCGUUGUGGCUGUGCGGGCUGUGGGGGUCGUCACGAGGAGGCUGCACGGUGAGGAUUGUUGGACUGGUUUGGAAAUCGGUCUGAAGACCCAAAAAUUGAAGGUCCAGGACCCUGAACAGCAUAUGAACCUAAAACCCAAACUUAGGUACAUUUGGAACUUGAAUGGAUUUGAGAGAUCCCAGAUCUGGUACCUGGACCCCAAACUGAGGACUGAGAUCCCCAGACCCAGCUUCAUCAGGGUGUCUGUCCACCUGAAGUCCUGAAUUCUGGAUUCUCCCUCCCUUUUCCCCACUGAGGAGACUUAGGACAUUUUCAAACAUUGCAUCUAAAGGGGCCCAGGAGCUCACAUCCCUGAGAUAUAGGGAUCUUGGAACCUGACUCUGUCUAAAUGCCCAACCCAGACUUCAGGUCAUACUUGACAUUGUAAACACUCAUAUUGCGGUCCCUAAAUUAGUCCAGUUGCUAAAACUUGACCCUAUAUCAAAUGACUUAGACCUUGAGACCAGAGGGCCCAGAAUCACCAGAAAAUGGUCCCUGAAUUUUCACCUGAGACCUGGUAUCUGCACAUUUAGAUGCUCUUAUAGCUCCAGGACCUGGAGACACCAAACCCUCCUGGGUAAGAGACACCAAGACUGGUUUGGAAUCACCAGAUACUGGCCUGAAGUCUCCCCAUUGACAAGUCCACAGACAUUGCCAUCAGUUCAUGCGCAAGUGACCCACAAAUUUCCUAGCACUCCAGAUUUAAAAUGCAUUAACUCCUUAGAUGUCCUCAAACAUGAGUAUUUUCUGACCACAAUGACUUCGGAGGCCCUUUUCAGAGCUCAGCAAGGUCCAAAUAUCCAACACCAAAAUGCUUGGGGAACCUGGGACCAAAUACCUACCCCUCAAGACAGCCAUGAGAAUUUGAAUCUCAUGGGUGGGCUCUGA
This is a messenger RNA of Mastomys coucha (southern multimammate mouse), 2811 nucleotides long. RefSeq names its product sprouty related EVH1 domain containing 3 (gene Spred3). Gene Ontology annotation, biological process: multicellular organism development; negative regulation of MAPK cascade. Gene Ontology annotation, molecular function: protein kinase binding. Lineage: Eukaryota; Metazoa; Chordata; Mammalia; Rodentia; Muridae. The transcript has 6 exons. The coding region runs from base 710 to 1936 and encodes 408 amino acids. Gene Ontology annotation, cellular component: membrane. The record is from RefSeq and is a predicted model, not a curated record.